Molecule: messenger RNA, 1973 nt
Organism: Betta splendens (Siamese fighting fish)
Lineage: Eukaryota; Metazoa; Chordata; Actinopteri; Anabantiformes; Osphronemidae
Gene: cdc20
Product: cell division cycle 20 homolog
Exons: 11
Coding region: 175-1680 (501 amino acids)
Biological process (GO): anaphase-promoting complex-dependent catabolic process; positive regulation of ubiquitin protein ligase activity; positive regulation of anaphase-promoting complex-dependent catabolic process
Cellular component (GO): anaphase-promoting complex
Molecular function (GO): anaphase-promoting complex binding; ubiquitin ligase activator activity; protein binding
Source: RefSeq, a predicted model, not a curated record
CCAUAGCGAAUCAUGUCGAUAACGGCAACGCCUCGAACGAGCCAAUCGCAGGAGCGCUUGGUGCCAUUUAAACAGUGUGGCGUCAUCACCGCAAAAUUCAAAUCUUACUUUGAGAUAAUACGUGUAGAGGUGGAUCCCACGGUUUGUUGAGAAGAUCGUGUGAAAAGCCUACAGAUGGCACAGUUUGGGUUCGACAACGACAUCCACAGCAUCUUGAAGCUGGACAUGCCCAUCACAAACGGCCCCAUGGCCAGGUGGCAGAGGAAGGCCAGUUCAUCCAACGCACCGGCCCCAAACGGUUUGUCGCCUGGGAAAUCUGCCAAUGUGUCGCUGAGUUCGUCCAAAACUCCGGGCAAGACGCCAGGCAAAAAUAAGAAACAAACUCCUUCUAAGAUGGGGGGCGACCGUUUCAUUCCCACCAGAAACAGCAAACAAAUGGAUGUGGCAAGUUUCCUGCUCACAAAGGAAAAUGAGCCAGAAGAUGCAAACGAUGCAGGAGUUUCAUCAGAAAACCAGAAAGCCUGGUCUGUUUCUCUAAACGGAUACAACAUUGAAGACGCAAAGAUUUUACAUCUUGGAGGGAAACCCCUAAAUGCUCCAGAGGGUUAUCAGAACAACUUGAAAGUCCUAUACAGUCAUGUUGCAACACCGGCUUCCAUCAAAAAGACCAGAUACAUAUCAUCAACUCCUGAGAGAAUUUUGGAUGCUCCUGAUCUAAGAAAUGAUUUCUAUUUGAAUCUUCUUGACUGGAGCAGUAGAAAUCUUCUUGCUGUAGCACUGCACAACAGUGUUUACCUGUGGGAUGCCACUCAUGGCGACAUCACUCAUCUUAUGAAAAUGGAGUCGGAUGAGGACCACAUCUGUUCACUGUCCUGGACCAAAGAGGGACGCUACCUCGCUAUUGGCACCAGUGACGGCAAUGUGCAGCUGUGGGAUGUAGAAAACCAGAAGCGCUUACGCUGCAUGGCCAGUCACGUUGCUAGAGUUGGCAGUUUGAGCUGGAACGAUUACAUUCUCUCCAGUGGCGCCAGAUCAGGACAAAUCCAUAAUCAUGACGUAAGGCUGGAAAACCAUCACAUCUGCACACUCACUGGCCACUCACAGGAGGUCUGUGGGCUGAAGUGGUCCCCUGAUGGGCGGUACCUGGCCAGCGGAGGCAAUGAUAACCUGGUGUUCGUGUGGCCUUGUGUGUCACAAGCCAGUGGUAGAAACAUCCAGCCAGUGCACAGCUGGAGUGAACACCAAGGAGCUGUAAAGGCAUUGGCUUGGUGUCCAUGGCAACCUAAUAUUCUUGCUUCUGGGGGUGGUACCAGUGACCGUCACAUCCGAAUCUGGAAUGUAAACAGUGGCUCAUGCAUCAGUGCACUUGACACUCAGUCACAGAUCUCAUCCCUGAUGUUUGCACCAAACUACAAGGAACUUGUCUCUGCUCAUGGAUUUGCUCAGAACAACAUUGCAAUCUGGAAAUAUCCAUCUCUCUCAAAAGUUGCAGAGCUCAAUGGCCACGAGGACAGAGUUCUCAAUCUGACGCUCAGUCCAGACUGCUCUACCAUUGCGUCGGUUGCUGGAGACGAGACCAUUCGUCUGUGGAAGAGCUUUGAAGUGGACCCUGUUAAGAAGAAGGUCAAAGAGCGUACGAUCAAAUCAACGAGCAGUGUCAUUCAUCAGUCCAUCAGAUAAUUUCCUGUUCUAUUUUUUUGACUUUUGUGAUUUUAUGAUUAAAUUUAUGGCAGUGUUUUAUUUAAUCAACAAUAAAGAGUUCCACCCAGUGUUUUAGUUAUAGCUGGCAUCUUACUGCUGGGGAAAUAAUGGGUUUUAUUGUUUAUACAGUUCUGCAAAUGUGAGAAUGAAACUUAACUGUCUUUUGAGCAGUAAUGGUUUUAAAAUGUAUUCAUUACAUUCACUUAAUUGUUUAGUUGAUUGUAAUCCAAAACCACUGUACAGGGGUUUGAUAAAUAAACUGUUUACCAUGA